Messenger RNA from Pistacia vera, 2601 nucleotides. RefSeq names its product probable disease resistance protein At4g27220. The transcript has 4 exons. NCBI's taxonomy places the organism in Eukaryota, Viridiplantae, Streptophyta, Magnoliopsida, Sapindales, Anacardiaceae. The coding region runs from base 1 to 2601 and encodes 866 amino acids. Gene Ontology annotation, molecular function: ADP binding; protein binding. The record is from RefSeq and is a predicted model, not a curated record.
AUGGUGGAACCUGCCGGGGAUAUCGCGAGUCUGGUGAGUGUUGUUCUCGAGGUUGGCAAGUGGUUUGCUCGUCCGAUUGGGCGCCGAUUUAUGUACUUGUACAACCACAGGAACAACUUAGACAAUCUUGAAAAUGAAGUUCAGAAGCUGAAGGAUGCAAAGGAGGAGGUGAAGAAUAAGGUUGUUGCGGCUGAAAACAAUGUGGAAAAGAUCAAACAGAGUGUUAGGCAGUGGCAGGAUGAAGUGAAUUCCAUCAUUCAUGAAGCAGAGCCGUUGAUUGCAGAGAAAGCAAACGACCGAUGCUUCAAGGGAUUUUGUCCUGAUUUGAUCACCCGCUACAAAGAUGGUAAGAAAGCAUUCGUAAUAAAGGAGGAUAAUAUAUCUCCACUCCUGCAGCAACUAAAGGACUUCGAUGAGGUUUCCUAUCCCACUGCUCUGGAGGACUUGUGGCUCAAACCUGACAAAAAUUAUGAUCUUUUCAUAUCAAGAGAUUCCACUUUCAGAAUUGUACUCAAGGCGUUAAAUGAUGCUAAUGUUAAUGUUGGGGUGUACGGGAUGGGUGGCAUCGGAAAAACGACUCUAGUGAAGGAAAUAGGCAGGCAAGCCAAGAAAGAGAAGAUCUUUGAGGUGGUGGUUUACGUUGAGGUAAAUAAAACUCUAGACAUUGAAAGGAUUCAGAAAGAAAUUGCGCGUAACUUGGGUGUGAAAUUCGAAGAAGAGACUCAAAGAGCGAUUGAUGGUAGGGGAUGUAAAUUAUUGCUGACAGCAAGAGAAAGACAGCCAUUGCAGAAGAUGGGUUGUCCUAAUCCUUUACAGAUUGACAGUUUAAAUGGUAAAGAGAGUUGGAGACUGUUUAAGACGACAGCAGGUGAUUUUAUUGAAACACAAGAGUGUAAAUCUCUCGCGGAAAACAUAUGUAAUAGAUGUGGAGGUUUGCCUAUUGCUAUAGUUACUGUAGCAAAAGCAUUAAAGACCAAGAGACAUUCAUCUCAGUGGAAAGAAGCCCUACGACAAUUCAAAAGGUCUUCCCCGAAAAACUUCACAAGAGAUAUAAAAGAAGCAUAUGCAACGAUGGAGUUGAGUUACAAGUACUUAAAAGGUUUGGAUAUAUUUCAUGGAAUCUAUACGAUUGAAGAAGCACGAGAUAAAGUAAAUGCAUUGAUCUAUGACCUUAAAGACUCAUGUUUAUUACUUAGCGGUCACACCUAUGAAUCAUUUUCAAUGCAUGAUUUUGUUCGAGAAGUUGCUUUGUCGAUUGCAAAUAGGGAUGAUCAUUUAUUUUCCGUGAGAAAUGAGAUAAAGUGGGAAUGGUCUCAUCGUGAUAGACUAAAAAUUUGCAAAAAGAUAUUUGUACGUGAUAGUACUAUUGGUGAUCUUAGUAAGGGGUUUUUGGAUUGUCCGCAGCUUGAAUCUUUUUUCAUUAAUAAAAAGGUUGGUGAUUCUCAUGUCAAAAUUCCUGAUAAUUUUUUCAUAGGCAUGAAAAAACUCAAAGUUCUAGAUUUGGAUGGAAUGCAGUUUUCCUUUUUGCAGUCGUCGCUUGGUCUCCUAGUAAACCUUCAAACAUUGUGUUUGGAUUAUAGUGAAUUUGAACAUGUAGCAAUCAUUGGAGAGUUAAAGGAAUUAAAAAUUCUUAGCUUACGAGGUUCAAGUGUUGAGCAACUGCCUAAGGAAAUAGGUCAAUUAACUCAAUUAAAGUUGUUAGAUUUAAGCGAUUGUGAUCAACUAGAAGUUAUCGCCCCAAACGUGUUAUCAAAUUUAGUCCAAUUGGAAGAGUUGUACAUGAAUGGAUGUCUUGUUUUGUGGGAGGUUGACGGAUUCAAUAUUCAAAGAAAUGAUGCCAGUCUUGAGGAGUUGAAGCAUCUGCAGCUUACCACUUUAGAAAUAGACAUUAAAGAUGACGAGAUUGUGCCAGAAUGCUUGUUCACCAAAAAGCUAGAUAGGUAUCGAAUAUCAAUAGGAGCUGGGUGGUCUAAGUUUGGUCAUUCAUUUAUAUCUUCUGAUUUGAAGCAAAUGGGAAUUAAGAGCUUCAGUUAUGAUAAGCCAAUCACUUCAAUUAGGAAAUUGAAAUUAAAGCUAAAUUCUACCAUUUGGUCAGACAAUCUGCAAGGUUUCAAGAAUGUUGAGUGCUUAUGCUUAGACCAAUUGGAAGGGAUCAAUAAUGUUGUUUUUGAUUUAGACAAAGAGGGUUUCUCACAAUUGAAACAUCUUUGUGUUCACAAUAAUCCUAACGUUUUGUGUAUCGUUGAUUCAAUAAAGUGCACACCUCAUGAUGCCUUCCUUGCCUUGGAGUCAUUGAUUCUUUUCAAUUUGAUUAACUUGGAGAAGAUAUGUUGUGGUCAACCCACAAUAGAUUCUUUCUCCAACUUAAAAAUCAUAGAAGUGGCGCAUUGUGUUAAAUUGAAGAAUAUUUUCUCAUCCUCCAAUUGCAGAAGCCUUCCACAUCUUCAGACAAUUCACGUGGCAAAUUGCAAGAAUAUGAAAGGGAUUUUUAUUGCAGAAAGAGAAGAUAAUGUCAAUAACAAUGAAAUAAUUAAGAGAGUUAAAUUCUAUCAAUUACGAACUAAGGGAAGAAGAGUUCCUCGAUCUUGGCAUGACACGUAA